UGUUGUUCUUCCGGUACUCUUCGUCAUCAGAAAUGGCUUCUCUUGACAGGGUAAAAGUGUUAGUUUUAGGAGAUUCUGGGGUUGGCAAAUCUUCCUUAGUCCAUUUAAUAUGUCAGAAUCAGGUUUUUGGAAAUCCAUCUUGGACUGUUGGCUGUUCUGUGGAUGUGCGGGUUCAAGAUUACAAAGAAGGAACCCCUGAGGAGAAAACUUUCUACAUUGAGCUAUGGGACAUUGGAGGAUCAGUUGGCAGUGCCAGCAGUGUCAAAAGCACCAGAGCAGUCUUCUACAAUUCAGUAAAUGGAAUAAUAUUGGUACACGAUUUAACAAAUAAGAAAUCUUCCCAAAAUCUCUACCGCUGGUCAAUGGAAGCUUUGAAUAAGGAUUCCUCCCCAACAGGAGUCAUUGUCUCAAAUGGUGAGUAUGACAGAGAACAGUUUGUUGAGAACGCAGUGCCUUUGCUGCUGAUCGGAACAAAGUUUGACCAGAUUCCAGAGAACAAACGCAGUGAAGUUCUCACUAGGACAGCCUUCCUUUCUGAAGAUUUUAAUGCAGAGGAGAUCAAUCUCGACUGCACAAACCCAAGAUACUUUGCUGCAGGCACAUCAAAUGCUGUGAAACUUAGCCGUUUCUUUGAUAAGGUAAUAGAGAAGAGAUAUUUCACCAGAGAUUCAAGUCAGAUGACAGGCUUUACUGACAGAAAAAGGUUCAGCUUCAAAAGUUUGCACUAUGACUGAGUUCCAUGAAUGCAACAGUGGUGGUCUGUGGUUUUUUUAUUUUAUUUUUUUUUUUACCAACACAUCUGUGGGUUGACAUGUUGGAGACCAGCCGUAGCAACAUAAACAACCUCACCUCCGCCUCUUUCUGUUAUUUUAUAUUCUUUUGACCUAAAUGUGAACUCAAAAAAGAAAUUUAAUGUAAAUUGGGAAUACAUCUUUUAGAUAAUAUGCAAGGUGUAUUAUUUGGGAGUAUCUUUUUAUUUUAAAUGAACUACUUAUUUUUUUUCUAUCAUCAGCAAAUCAUCUUGUCCACAAACAAAACACUUCUAUCAGGUUUUUACAUGUAGAUUUUACUAAACUUUCCAUUAAAUGAGGUUGCCUCAGCCUUUCAUCACUUUUUCCAUCCACUGCAGAAAGGAACGAACUUUAGUGAAAACAUGUGGAUGCUUUGGAUCAUCACAUUUUUCUUUAAAAGUAUAAGCAGCUAUUCCUUGAACCUUGGAGUCGCAAAUAAGAGGUCCCCCAGAAUCUCCCUACAAAAGACAAGAAAAAGACUUGAUUAGGUUUUCAAAGGAACCAGCUCUUCUUUUCUAAUGAAAUGCUUUGUUUUUCAUAUUUUCAUCAUGGUAUGUAUUCCUUGAUUACCUGACAUAUUCCUCCCGUCUUUUUGUUAAACUUGGUGCAGAUCAUAUGUGUGGAAUUGAAAUACAUUUUCCAGAUAUGUUUGCACUCAAAGCUGAAUUGGAUACUCUCUGUGGUCUCCAUCAGAACAUCUGAAGAAGGUUUUUCUGGUCCAGUACUUCCCCAGCCAGCCACUUCACAAUUUGUGUUGGCAGGAAUGUCCUUGUUUUUUGUUGCUAAAUCAAUUGUCGCUACAUUGUUGUUGACUUUGGCAUUUCUUUCCAACUGUUGAGAGAAUACAUUGUGGAGAAGAAAAACAUUAUAAUUAGAAUUACUGUAAACUCAAAGCUGUUGUCUUAAGGAUUUUUUCUGUGUCAUUUCCAAAAAUGUUCCCUUUGGUCUCAAAUAUGUUUGAGCCUUUUUUUUUUAAGCUGGUUUGUAUAAAAAAAAUGUGCAGCACAAUUAUGUGAUUACAGCAGAUCUCAGAAGUGUACACACCGCCAGAUUUAAGCAUCAAAGAAUUUGAUACAUUUUUUGAACAUUUGGAAACAUUGUCCACCUUUUAUUUGACAGACAUGUGUUGGAGUAAAAAAAUACAAAAUAAAAGUUGCAUACUGUUCAACUCA
Molecule: messenger RNA, 1963 nt
Organism: Xiphophorus hellerii (green swordtail)
Lineage: Eukaryota; Metazoa; Chordata; Actinopteri; Cyprinodontiformes; Poeciliidae
Gene: rabl3
Product: RAB, member of RAS oncogene family-like 3
Exons: 8
Coding region: 33-734 (233 amino acids)
Source: RefSeq, a predicted model, not a curated record